UUCGAAUGCACAACAACAACAAUGGCGGAAGAGGAAAAGUCGCUUCCAAAUUUACAAAAUGGAAAUCCGGGUGCAAAACCGACUCCUACUCAAGCAAAUACCACUGGGGAGAUGAGUAGACCAAAUAAUUUACAAAGAAUCGCCCAAAAGAAAGCAUUAGUACGAAGUUAUCCUCGGACAAAGAAACUCGAAAAGCUUGCGGUUUAUUCGUCCUGCAAGACAGAAGGUUGCAAGUGUAAUGGCUGGAAAAAUCCCAAUCCUCCCCCAACACCUCCCAGAGUUGAUGUAUCACAGCCUCUCGCCAACCUUACAGACCCUUGUAGGAGCUGUACACAUACACUUGAUGCACAUGUAUCACAUCUCGAAUCUACUGCUGAGGAAGAGCUGAACAGAUUGUUGCGGAUCGUGGUUGAUGUAGAGAAUCUCUUCAUGUGUGUUCAUAAAGAAGAAGACGCAGAGACCAAACAAGUCUACUUUUACCUGUUUAAGUUGUUACGGAAAUGUAUACUGAAUAUGAGCAAUCCCACCAUUGAAGGUCCACUAGGGAGUCCUCCAUUUGAGAAGCCAAGCAUUGCUAAGGGUGUAACAAAUUUUGUGUUGUAUAAAUUUGGUCAUCUUGCUCAGAGAGAUUGGCAAACAAUGUAUGAUUUAGCAAAGAUGUUUCUACAUUGUUUAAAUCACUGGAAGUUAGAGACACCAACAAGCAGGCAGACACACUCCGGCACAGAUGAUAUAGCAACGUAUAAAGUUAAUUACACAAGGUGGUUAUGUUACUGCCAUGUGCCAGCGUUCUGUGAUACUCUGCCUCGUUACGAGACCACACUUAUAUUCGGGAGGACUCUGUUACAGUCUGUCUUUCAAACCAUGAGGAGACAGUUACUUGAAAAGUUCCGGGCAGAGAAAGAUAGAAUGCCAGUAGAGAAGAGGACCCUGGUUUUAACCCAUUUUCCAAGAUUUCUGACAAUGCUUGAGGAUGAGGUAUAUGGCGAGGCUUCACCUAUCUGGGAUACAGAAUUUUCUCAGGCCAAUGUCAAUAGUACAGGGGCAAAUUCAGAUGCCAGUUCGGUAGCAUCUUCAGAGAAGUCUGAUGACAAAAAUCUUAACUGUACCCCUGUGGCCUUACGUAGAUCAUCGAGAAACGAGGCUCUGGCAGGUUUGUACAGUGAGAAGCGAAAGUUGGAGGAAGUGUUGGUGCCAGAGGAAGUGAAGAAGCCAAAGAUUGAUGGUGAUGUUCCAAUGGACCUUAUACAAGAGAUUGUAGCAACAAUUAAUGAUCCUGAAGAAAUGCUUGGACCAGAUUCAUCACUGUUUCCUAGUCACGCCUCCCGUGAUGAGAGUGCAAGGAAUGAGGAGAAGAAGGGUGUUAUAGAAUUCCACGUGAUAGGAAACUCCCUCAGUAGAAAACCUAGUCGACAGCUUCUUAUAUGGCUUAUAGGUAUGCAGAAUGUGUUCUCGCAUCAGUUACCCAGGAUGCCCAAAGAGUAUAUCACCAGACUGGUAUUUGAUCCGAAGCACAAGUGUCUUGCCCUGGUGAAGGACAACAAUGUUAUAGGUGGUAUCUGCUUUAGAAUGUUUCCAUCGCAAGGGUUCACCGAAAUAGUGUUCUGUGCUGUCACAUCUAAUGAACAAGUUAAGGGGUAUGGUACUCAUCUUAUGAACCACUUAAAGGACUAUCAUAUAAAACACAACAUUGUACAUUUCCUCACAUUUGCUGACGAGUUUGCAAUUGGAUAUUUCAAAAAACAGGGUUUCUCCAAGGAUAUCAAGCUUCCAAAGACAGCGUAUUUAGGAUAUAUUAAGGAUUAUGAAGGGGCCACUCUGAUGGGUUGUGAACUCAAUCCUAGAAUCUGCUAUACAGAGUUCUCAAAGACAAUCCGCAAACAGAAAGAGAUUGUGAAGAAGAUCAUAGAGCAAAAACAGGAGAAGUUUACCAAGGUUUAUCCAGGUCUGACAUGCUUUAAAGAUGGGGUGAGGCAGAUUCCUAUAGAAAGUAUACCUGGUCUACAAGACUGUGGCUGGAGACCUCCUCUGGAUAAACCAAAAGAACCUGUUAUGGAUUCAGAUCAGCUCUACAACAUCUUUAAAACUGUGUUACAGCAGUGCAAGACACAUGCUAGUGCUUGGCCAUUUCUGAAGCCUGUAGAGAAAGCUGAAGCCCCAGAUUACUAUGACUACAUCAAGUUUCCCAUGGAUCUGAGGACUAUGGGAGAUCGCUUGAAGAACAGGUAUUACGGGCACAAGAAGUUGUUUAUUGCAGACAUGAUGAGAAUCUUUACAAACUGUCGCUCGUACAACAAACCCGACACAGAAUAUUACAAAUGUGCCAACACCAUGGAGAGGUUCUUCAAUAAUAAACUCAAAGAAUUCUCGCUGUCUGACAGAUAACAUAACAUGGAGUACUGUAUGCUGAUCAUGUGACUGUGUUAGUUCUACUUGAAAUUAGUAAAGUUUGAUUUUGGGAUGCGACUAGGUCUGGGGAAAAUGUAUUAGAAGUUUGAAAAUAAGACAUGUUUUAGUGUCUUAGAAGUGCAGAAGAAGACUGGAGCUAGAUGUUAUUUAGUUUCAUGUGCAAAUUGAAUAGAGAGAACAAGAAAUGUGAACAGGGUUGUAGGACAGGUUAUGAACUUUGGUCAUACUCUCACACAACGUAAGGUACAGAGGAAGAAAACUUUUAGGAACAUCAAUUGUCAAGAAUUUGUUAAAAAAGGAACACUUGAUUGUCGUGUAAUGAAUGAAAUUGUGUCUUAAUUUAUGUAUUUACUAAUUUAUUAUUGAUGUUUGUAUAAGUGUUGAAGUAGAAAAAUCUGCCUUUAAGAUUUGGAGGUUUUGAAAUAAGUAAAAGAGAUGGUCUGUGAAUAGUCCUACAGAUGUUUUGAUAGUGUAAUAUUAGAAUAUCAGUAUUACACUAGAAACAGAAAUGCAGAGAGAAAAAGUCAGAAACAUGUUAGUAAAAUGAAAACUAGGAGAAGGAAGUGUCUUGGUGUAGCAGUAGAGGUUUGGACUUAAUCCUAAUUUUGGAGUCCUACCAUGUUUUACUGCAGCAUGUGUUCAGAAGGCAAGGAAAAGGUUGUCGAGUGUGGCUUUCGAGAGCACAGUGUGAAACUAGCCUAUAUGCAUAUAGAUAAAGAACCAGACAAUCUGAGACUAGUUUGUCAUGAGCUCUCAGAUAUGUGGGGCCUUUCUCUACAGCAGAUGUUAAAAUGAUAAGCUAAAAUUGUUUAAUAUGUUUUAGUUGUUAAUAAACAGAUGUGAAGUGAUACACAUUGCAGUUAGGAAAUCUUAUAUGUUGUAAGCAUGGCUCUGUACGUUAUAUUUCAGUGCAUGUUAUUUGUACAUGUGUUGUAAUGGACAUUCAUACAUGUUUGUACUUAGUAAAUGUUCACAUGUACAUGUAUUUUAAUGAUAGUACACAAAACUUGAAUUUUGAUAUCCAUUCACAAGUAUGUCAUUUCAAUGGACGAUCCAGUGUACAUGUAUUAAACUGGACAUUCAUCUGUACAUUAUUGUAAUGGAUGUUGAAAUGGGAACAGUUCCCUGAUACAUGUAUUGAAAUGGACUUUGGCAUAUACUUGUAUUUCAAUAGACAUUUCCAUGUACAUGUAUUUUGGUACAUGACAUGCGCAAGCUGUGUUUUAAUGGCUAACUGCAGGAUCAGUUGGAUUUUAGUGUUUUAAAUUUGCUGUUAAUGUACAGAUCAGUGCAGCUGUAUGAGAUUAUGCAUAUAAAGCUAUCGACCUGGUAGACAGUUUUUGUCAAGCCCGCUUGCAGAAGUGAAGACAUAGUUGUCCAAAUGGCUGUUUGGUGUAUGUGCAUUAUGUGCAUGCGUGUGUCAGUGCUUGCAUGCCUCUGUGUGUGUGUCUGUCUGGAUUUGUUUCUCCAGACCAUGACUUUGACAUGCGUGAAGCAAUCUUGUUUAUAUUUGGCAUGAAUGUUAACCUUAGUGAGAUGGAGUGUCUUGCGCAAACCCCAGAUUCCUAUUUUAAAGGUCAAGGUCACAGUUUGAGGUCAAAGGUCAUGUCCAGUAAAUAACUAACAUUAUUCUGAAAUAUUAGUAAAUUACGGCAUGGAUAGGAAUGUAUCAAGUCAUUGACAUCGUAAUUGCUUUUAGUUGAGGCAGACCAGAGAAUAGGGCAUACUGUAAGUUUACAUAAACUACACGAGAGGUUGGAGAAAUAUUUCUUCUGCAUAUAGUUUAAGAAUAUUAAACAUUGUUGAUCUGAAAUUUAUGCUAUUAUAGAAAUAAAAGUUUAAAAAAUCA
Molecule: messenger RNA, 4258 nt
Organism: Mercenaria mercenaria
Lineage: Eukaryota; Metazoa; Mollusca; Bivalvia; Venerida; Veneridae
Product: histone acetyltransferase KAT2B-like
Exons: 18
Coding region: 22-2385 (787 amino acids)
Biological process (GO): chromatin remodeling; positive regulation of transcription by RNA polymerase II
Cellular component (GO): nucleus; histone acetyltransferase complex
Molecular function (GO): protein binding; histone H3 acetyltransferase activity
Source: RefSeq, a predicted model, not a curated record